GAAAGUGAUUGUUACGCGUGCAUUCUGGGAGAACGGAGACGUGGUCACCUGGGAGGUUACAAAUUGCGUAUUCAGUUCUAAAUCUCAAGAAAAACGUCUUCAAAUCUUCUUCUUUCCUCGUUCCUGGCCGACUGCAUCGCUUUAUGAGAUAGUACGAAAGCUGAGCUGUAAGAGAAAAAAGGUUAACCAACAAAUGAAACCAUGGAUCGUACGCAACCCAAAGGUUUGCCAACAAGAGUGCCAGUGGGCACCAUGGGUGACGGAGGCACGACCUACAGCGGGGUGAACCCCAACGCGGUGUGGCUCAACAGCCGCGGCAUCUGGCUCUCUUACGUCAUCGCCGUGACGAUCCUGCACCUCGUUUUGCUCAGCAUUCCGUUCCUCAACGUGGCGCAGGCCUGGACGCUUACUAACGUCGUACACAACAUCGGUAACUACAUAUUCCUGCACAUGCUGAAGGGGACUCCCUGGGAGACCAACUGGGACCAGGGCAAGUCCCGCCUCCUCACGCACUGGGAACAGAUCGACUUCGGCGAGCAGUUCACAACUACCCGCAAGUUCCUGUUCCUGGCGCCUGUUAUCUUAUUCAUCCUUGCGAGUUUUUACACCAAGUACGACCCGCUGCACUUCAUCAUCAACCUGAGCACCAUGCUCCUGGUGUUGAUCCCAAAACUCCCUCAGCUUCACGGGGUCAGGAUUUUUGGCAUCAACAAGUACUGAGGGCCGUCAGGGAACGAUGGGGGUGAACUGAGGACAAGCCUUGAAGAAGUGCUUCUGGAAAAGUUUCUUAAAAACUUUAAUUUCCAACCCAAACAUUGGCCUUGCCCAAAUUUUCGAGUGAUCAGCUCCAGUCUUUGUCAAUGAAUGAACAAUCCACUGCUGUCGUGACGUCACAUUAUGCAGAUAGAACACGUGACUUGGUGAUCAUAAGUUGCAGGAAGUCUGUGGUGGCCACCCUCUCUAUUUAGGGAUGGUUGUAAAGCUCUUGAAUGUUCAUUCCUUGACAAAGACUGGAGCUGACCAGUCAAAAAUGUAGGCAAGUCCAAUCUUUUGUUGGAAAUUACAGUUCAACUCCUUCCAGAAUGACUUCUACAAACACAGAUGAACUUUCAAGUUAAGUUGAAGAAGUGUUGAUCACUUCAAAGAUAUCUUAAGGGUCUUAAGAGACAUUGUUAAGACAUGUACUGAGAUCCAGAGAAGAAGUCUUAUUAUGCACAACAUGAUAUAAACCUUGUCACUAAAUGCUUUGUUUGUGAUGGACUCCAUAUUGCAUAUUAUGCAUUUCUGUUUAUUCUGCUAUUGAAAAUAUACAAUUUACAAUCAUAGUAUGCAUUGAUAAUUUGAUACAUUAUAAUGUACAUGUGAGUAUUGAUAAGGUUAUGAAAUUCCAUGGUUUCUUUUGUGUAUGAGUAUUAUAUAAGAAACAGAGAGAACAGUAUUUAACUGGUUUAUUAAAAAAAGGAUGCUAUAGGAUGACUAUAAUUUACCAUACUAGGUUGGGGUGGUAUGAUAUAACAUGGUAUGCUAUAAAAUCUAGAUUCACUUUCAUUUCAACUAUAUGUAUUCCAUAAUAUAUAUAUCCAUAUAUGUGUGAGUGCAGGAGGCAUAGUUUGUAAAAGUGGAAGUGUGAUUUGACACCUUUGAGGCAUAAAAAAAAUUUCCGCGACGAUUUUUCCACUGUCGUGCUAGCCUCACUCAUACAGCCACAUUCACUUUCUGUGUUAUAUUUCAAGUCUUUUUCUAGGAAGAGAAAUACAUGUUUUCUUGUGUCUCUUCUUCUUCUCCUGCCAUUCGAUCAAAAUGAUUCAAAGCAUCCUUUCUUUCUUGUAUCAUUUGAGGACAAAGAAAACAAGACGAUAAUGAUUGCAUUUUUACGGUUUUCAGUUGGUGCUUAUAAUGGCAAACGCAAGUAUUAUUUCUUUGUGAUAUUGUUUUGAAUGCAUGAUUUUGAGGAACACUGUAUCUGGUGGCAGUCAACUUGAUCCAAGGGGUAACUUUACAUACAAACCCCUCCUUGAUACAUGUACAUUGAUUGUUUUUAAAGAGGGUGUUUGGGGAUAUCAAAUCGUGGAAGAUGGUUUCAGACUACAAUAUUUUAAAAAUCAUCAUCAUUUGAAAAUAUGUUAAAUUACGGUAUUUACUGUCAUUGACAGUGGUUUCAAACUGUAAUAUUCUGAAAAUAUUGCCAUCUUAAACCAUUGUCAAUGACUUGAUACCUGUUAAAUACAAAUGUCAUCAGUACAAGAGAUAUCAAUUAGGUUACCCCACGGAUAUAGGUGCACUAGCAUUACACAUUAUUAUCAGUGCUAUCAUGGUAUUUUGCAUUUUAGUCAAGCCACAGGUUUUGAAGCACUGCUGUCAAUUUGAAUUCUCGUCACCCUUGUACACAUUAUCAAUUAUAUUUUCUGAAAAGGAUGUAAUAAUAAUGCUUUGAUUAGUAUAGGGUGAAAGAAAACUGUAUAUAGAGAAGACUUGGCCAUUCAUAGGUUGUGGUUGACUAGUAACUUUUGGGCAGAGUGUCCAUGAUUCUUGUAUGGUGUAUUCACAACUCAUAAUGCGAGCUGCCUCCGAAAAUAAUUUCAUCGGCUCGGUAGAACUUUGGAGUUUUCUUGUAUACUUCCAGUAAUGUCUCGCUUACGUUUUGAUGUC
Branchiostoma floridae (Florida lancelet) is the source of this 2649-nucleotide messenger RNA. RefSeq names its product ORM1-like protein 3. Gene Ontology annotation, cellular component: endoplasmic reticulum membrane. The record is from RefSeq and is a predicted model, not a curated record. Gene Ontology annotation, biological process: intracellular sphingolipid homeostasis; ceramide metabolic process; negative regulation of ceramide biosynthetic process. Lineage: Eukaryota; Metazoa; Chordata; Leptocardii; Amphioxiformes; Branchiostomatidae. The transcript is spliced from 5 exons. The coding region runs from base 202 to 720 and encodes 172 amino acids.